AUGCAAGACGGGCGAAGAUGUGAUGGUUCAAGUAUCGAUGAAUUCAACAACCGAAAAGUCUAUCCUUUAUUGCAAAAGCUCUUGAAAAAAGAUUUUUUCCGAUUUUACAAGGUGAACAUGGAGAAGAAGUGUCCAUUUUGGGUGGAUGAACGUGAAUGUGCAUCAAAAGAAUGUGGUAUUGGCUAUUGUGAUGAUGAAGUACCAUUAGCUUUAAAACAGCCAGCGAGUAUCUCCGUGGUUCGUUUAUCAUCCACUACCAAUAAUAAGACGUCGACUAAGACUUUUGAUAAUCAGCAGAUUCAAACCAAAUGUGAUGAGUCGGGUAAUAAAUUCGAUCCACUGGAUAUGACAUUAUCCGAGGAUGAUAAACAACAACUUAAUCAUAUGGAUUUACAUGAUGACAACGAAAAUAAAUUCUGCGAUUUUGAAGAUGAGGAUUCAGAAGUUAUGCAUUAUGUUGAUCUGUUACGUAAUCCGGAGCGGUAUACUGGUUACAAAGGGAAUAGUGCACAAAAAGUAUGGCAGUGCAUCUAUCUAGAGAAUUGUUUCAAGCCCAAUAUGAAGUUUGACAAGAACUUUCUUAUUCAUCCGAAUUCCAUUGGAUUAUGUCUGGAAAAGCGCGUCUUCUAUUGGUUAAUUUCUGGUCUCCAUUCAGCAAUUACAAUUUCGAUUGCUUCAAAUAAUUUCAAACCAGCACCAUUUGGUCGAGUGGGUGAAGGUGAAUGGUUCAGAAAUGUGAAAAUGUUCAGUGAUCGUUUCGGUACGAAAUGGACAUCUGAAGGGCCGCAACGUCUCAAGAACGUUUACUUUGUUUAUUUACUUGAAUUGAGAGCAUUGGUUAAAGUGACACCUUAUCUGCUCAAUGAAUUAUUUUAUACCGGUGUUGAAGAGUUUAGGGGCUACACCGAGCAAAUAGAGGUUGAUUCAGACACGAGGGCAACCAUUCAGGAAUUGAUGAAAACUCUCAAGGAGUUCCCUCAUCCGUUCGAUGAAACCGAAAUGUUUACUGGUGUUGAAGCACAAGCUCGUGAAUUGCGUGAAGAAUUUCGAUUGCACUUUCACAACAUCUCACGCAUUAUGGACUGCGUUGGUUGUGAUAAGUGCCGUUUGUGGGGUAAGUUGCAAGUUCAAGGAAUGGGCACUGCAUUAAAGAUUCUAUUCUCUGAUCUACCAACGUCACAUUUUCUUUCACCGGACGGUGUAGUACGUGCUCCUUUCCAAUUGACUAGAAACGAAGUGGUCUCACUGUUCCAAAGUUUCGGUCGAUAUGCAUCAGGCAUUCGAGAAGUAGACGAAUUCCGUCGGGUAUUAGUCCACUGA
Molecule: messenger RNA, 1320 nt
Organism: Anisakis simplex (herring worm)
Lineage: Eukaryota; Metazoa; Nematoda; Chromadorea; Rhabditida; Anisakidae
Source: the annotation of a GenBank genome assembly